UUGCUCCAUUAUUAUUAUAUUUUUUUUCUGGGUAAUUAAUAGAUGAAGAUAAUGGAGAAACGGCCGUAUCGGUCGGUGAAGGAAGCCGUCGAGCUGUACGGCAAACGAAUUUUAGAACCGGACCUCUACGCCAACGUUCUCCACCAGAUGGAGAGCGAAGAAAAUGAAGACGAGAACAGCCUUAUGAAGAUCAAAAGCGUGAGAGAUGAAUUAGAUAUUGCAAAGCAAAAUUUGGAGAAAGCAAAAGAACGAAGUGUAGUCAUGGCACGAUCUCUGUCUUCUCUCCAAGAAGAGUUGGAAGAUACAAAGCGUAAGCUCCAAAUGCUCAAAGAAAGAGAAUCCAUGAGAAGUUUUGAAACUGUGGAUGGCUCUUGGAAAUUUGAUUUCAAGACGCAAUCGCAGAGAUUCGAAGAAGAAGAAGAAAGUGAAGCUAAUUGUGAGAAGCAACAUGUGAAUAUCGAUGCACAUAAUGGUCCAUCUGUGAAGAAGAAGGUAAGAGACACGAUGAAGAAAUCAUCAAUAUUGAUGAAGGGAUUUUUUUCUAAGAAAAGGAAAUGAAAAAAAAAAUCAUAUAUGAAAAAUAGGAACAAAAAGGCAAAAGAAAAUUAAAGCAACAUGUAUUUUAGAUCGUACCCAAGCCUUUUUUUUUCUUCUUUAUAGAUUUUGAUGAUGGAUUUGAAGUUU
This is a messenger RNA of Momordica charantia (bitter melon), 684 nucleotides long. RefSeq lists its product as uncharacterized. NCBI's taxonomy places the organism in Eukaryota, Viridiplantae, Streptophyta, Magnoliopsida, Cucurbitales, Cucurbitaceae. The record is from RefSeq and is a predicted model, not a curated record.